Molecule: messenger RNA, 2420 nt
Organism: Cyprinodon tularosa
Lineage: Eukaryota; Metazoa; Chordata; Actinopteri; Cyprinodontiformes; Cyprinodontidae
Product: protein limb expression 1-like
Exons: 6
Coding region: 442-1488 (348 amino acids)
Biological process (GO): autophagosome maturation
Cellular component (GO): cytoplasm
Source: RefSeq, a predicted model, not a curated record
UUCCAACCCCCACACGUCCUGGUUACUAAUCAAGAAGAAUAGUUCCUUUGAUGCCAUUUUUAUUAUUAUUGUAAUCUUUGGGGUUUGUAAUGGCUUUUAUUUUAAUUUUUUUUCUACACUUUAGAUUUAUUUUUGUGUUAGAAUAGUUCAGCAUUUUUCUUUGAAAAAUCUGUGCAGAUCCUAAACUUUCCGUCUCUUUGGGGAUUAGCCAGCUGCUCAGUCCAGAGAGGAGGGGCUCAGCAUUCCUGUCCUGCACCUCUGUGUCUGUGUGCUGAGGGGCCCUCUGAGCUAAUUGGUGCAGAGUCACAAAGAUGGUUUGCUUCAAAAGAGAAACCCUGAUGGGAUGUUCACACUGGAGAGGAGGAUACUACUUUAUAUUCUGCAUUGAGAUGUUACCAGUGGGUCAUAGUUUCUAGUUUUGAUGAUUUGAUAUAAACAUGGAUGGAAUGUUUUGGAAGCAGCAGCAGAACUGAACUUUGGAUGACGAUGAGCUACAUGCAGUUGGAGACAGAUAUCAUGACGUACCUGUCGCAGAGUGAAUCGGAUGACGGACUCAAAGAUUUUAAUGUGGUGGGUAUUCUGCAUAACUUCUGGGAACAGAAGCAAACAGCUCAGUCAGAUGAUUCCACAGCCGAGUUGGAAAAAAUUUGUGGGAAAUCUGGCAGCCUAACAGAUAGUCUGCUGUUAUACGAGUCGGCACCUUCCGCUGGUCCCCCUUAUGUCUGCUAUGUCACAUUGCCUGGAGGGAGCUGCUUUGGCAACUAUAAGGUGUGUGACACUCAGGCAGAGGCACGCAGGGAUGCAGCCCGUGUGGCUCUGAUGAACUCAAUGGUGAAUGAGCUGCCGUGUCGCUGCAUCACGGCUGAGUUCAUCACUCACAGUCUGAACCAAGCUGCCACAGAAAGCUCAGUUCCUAUGGAGGAUGCAUGUGACUCAAGCACCAGCUUAGGAACCUACAGUGUGCUGCUUCAGUCCUACAUGGGACGGACCAUGCUGGAGUUUCAGGAGAUGAUGACAGUUUUCCAGCUUUUGCACUGGAAUGGGACACUGAAGGCUCUGAAGGAGAAGAAGUUUUCCCGGCAGAGUGUGAUUACGUACUACUCCCAGCGAGGGUUGGAUGAGUCAAUGCGGAGCAGCAUGGCUCUGGAUUGGCUGGGAAAGGAGCAGAAAGCUCCUGGGUUGCUGGCAAUGGAGCUGCAAAUGGCGCAGAGGGCGCUAGUGUUGGCACGACGCCGAGGCAUAGAGCUGCGCUUUUACAAAGAAAAAACAGAGAUCCUCAGCUUAGCCCUGAGUCAAGCAUAUAUUCACCACACACCCGAACUCUUCAGCCCGUAUCUAGGCCAACAGGAACAACUCCCUUUACACAUUUUAUACAGGCGAGAUACGGAUGUUCAGACACCCCUGCAAACUUCUACCUCAGACAUGCCCUCCAACAGUCCCGCACUAUAUUCACAGUGCAUGUUCAUGCCUUUAAAUAACCCUGAAUAAAGGGGGUUAAAAAAGCACAGAGCAUGAAUUAGUGAUGCCGUGUCAGUGGCACCGGAGUUUGUGAUACAUGCUAGUGGGUGUUAUGUUUCUAGUUCCUUUAUUACUGAUUUAAGCACUCAUUAAGAAGCUGAGAUUUUAAACGUACAUCAUUAACAGUAGAAAACCACUCAAUGUUCAAAAUCCAAUUAUAUGAUACCAUAAAACCUAACUGACAUGUGCAGCUUUAAAAAUAAAAGCAGUUUCCAUUAAUCUGAAAUAAAUUUUAGGAGAUGUAGCAUCAAUUAUACUCUAACCUAAAGGCAUGCUGGUUCUUCUGCAUUUCCAUUGAGCAUUGACUCUGUUGCCAUGUGUUUAUUUCUACUUUACAACACAGUUUUACCUGUAACUUAUAAAAGUUUUGUUUUUUUCUAUUAUUUUUUUUUUUUACUCACUAAAAAGGUCAGUGGUGUUAUAUUUACCUUUAUACCAAGUCAGAAAAAGUUGUUACCAGAUGCUGCAACAGUCUUUUAUAAAUUUGUCUAAUAACAGUUUCCCGAUAUCUUAAAAUGGUGUGUGUAAAGGGAAUGUUGUCUUUUACUUUAGGUUGUUGAGCACAAUCGGUUAUUGUUUACCAGAUCGGUGUUUACCAACAUGUUCAGUUUUAGAUUAACAAAAUAAUUGCAAAAAGAUUCUUAAACUAUAGUUAAAGUCAUGCAGUGGAAAUGUUUGUAUUCAGUCCCCUUUUAAUCUGAUGCCCCCAAAAAUUCUGUGCAAGGAAUAAACUGCAGAAGUCACUAAAUUGGUCAAAAGCAUCCACCUGUGUUUGUGUAAUUUACCCUCAGUUUAACUCCAUCUGUUCUGUGAAGGCUUCAGGUGUUUGUCUGAAAACAUAAAUAACCAUCAGCAUUGUGGAAACUAAGGGACACGGCUGACAGGUCAGGAAGGAAGUUCUA